Messenger RNA from Microtus ochrogaster (prairie vole), 8542 nucleotides. It is a transcript of the gene Csmd2, whose product is annotated as CUB and sushi domain-containing protein 2. The coding region runs from base 191 to 8542 and encodes 2783 amino acids. Lineage: Eukaryota; Metazoa; Chordata; Mammalia; Rodentia; Cricetidae. The transcript has 53 exons. The record is from RefSeq and is a predicted model, not a curated record.
CGCAGCGCGCCUCUCCCCGGCCGGGCGGACACUUGGUUCAUUCCAGCCGCAGAAGCUCAGGGCUCCCGCGUACCGGGAUUUUUUUUUUUUCCUCCCGAAGCAGAAAGAAAAAAAAAAGCUUCAGAGCUCUCCUGACCUCCUUUCUCCUCAGCGGCGAGCGGAGCCUCUCCCUCGGGCUGCCGGCCGCGCCAUGCCGCGCUCGCGGGCACCGGAGCAGGGAUGUUGCGGCUGCCCGGCAGGGAGGGCUCGCGGCGAAACCGGGAUUUGGGCGCUUGUGCCGGGCACCGGGAGUCGCUGGGGCCGCCCGCCGCCACCACCGCCGCCGCCGCCACCACCGCCGCCGCCGCCACUAUUGCUGCUGCUGGGUUGGGGGCUGCUCAGUGCCUCGGCUGCCGCGGGCCAGAACUGCACAUUCCAACUGCAGGGUCCCAAUGGGACAGUGGAGAGCCCAGGGUUCCCUUAUGGCUACCCCAAUUAUGCCAACUGCACAUGGACCAUCACCGCGGAGGACCAGCACCGGAUCCAGCUCGUGUUCCAGUCCUUUGCCCUGGAAGAGGACUUCGAUGUCCUGUCAGUGUUUGAUGGCCCACCCCAGGCAGAGAACCUCCGUACAAGACUCACCGGCUUUCAGCUACCGGCCACCAUAGUCAGCGCGGCCAGCACCUUGUCCCUGAGCCUCAUCAGCGACUAUGCAGUCAGUGCCCAGGGUUUCCGUGCCAGCUAUGAAGUUCUCCCGAGCCACACUUGUGGGAACCCAGGGAGGCUGCCCAACGGUGUCCAACAAGGCUCCACCUUCAACCUGGGUGACAAAGUCCGCUACAGCUGCAACCCUGGCUUCUUUCUGGAGGGUCAUGCGGUGCUCACCUGCCAUGCCAGUUCCGAGAACAGUGCCACGUGGGACUUUCCUCUGCCUUCCUGCAGAGCGGACGACGCCUGUGGAGGAACCCUGCGGGGGCAGAGUGGCAUCAUCUCCAGCCCCCACUUUCCCGCCGAGUAUCAUAACAAUGCCGACUGCACGUGGACCAUUCUGGCUGAGCUUGGGGACACCAUCGCCCUGGUCUUUAUUGACUUCCAGCUAGAGGAUGGUUAUGACUUCCUGGAGGUCACGGGGACCGAAGGCUCCUCUCUCUGGUUUACUGGAGCCAGUCUCCCAGCCCCUGUCAUCAGCAGCAAGAACUGGCUGCGGCUGCACUUCACGUCAGAUGGCAACCACCGGCAGCGUGGCUUCAGCGCCCAGUACCAAGUCAAGAAGCAAAUUGAACUGAAGUCCCGAGGCGUGAAGCUGAUGCCCAGCAAAGACAACAACCAGAAGACGUCUGUGUUAACUCAGGUUGGUGUGUCCCAAGGACAUAAUAUGUGUCCAGACCCUGGAAUACCUGAAAAGGGCAAAAGACUAGGCUCAGACUUCAGGUUAGGAUCCAGUGUCCAGUUCACCUGCAACGAAGGCUAUGACCUGCAAGGGUCCAAGCGGAUCACCUGCAUGAAAGUGAGCGACAUGUUUGCAGCCUGGAGUGACCACAGGCCAGUCUGCCGAGCCCGGAUGUGUGAUGCCCACCUCCGAGGCCCCUCGGGCAUCAUCACUUCCCCCAACUUCCCCAUUCAGUAUGAUAACAACGCCCACUGUGUGUGGAUCAUCACAGCACUCAACCCCGCUAAGGUGAUCAAGCUGGCCUUUGAAGAGUUUGAUUUAGAAAGGGGCUAUGACACCCUGACGGUCGGGGACGGUGGGCAGGAUGGGGACCAGAAGACAGUCCUCUACAUCCUGACAGGUACGUCCGUCCCAGACCUCAUCGUCAGCACCCAUCACCAAAUGUGGCUCCUCUUCCAGAGCGACAGCAGUGGCAGCUCCUUGGGAUUCAAGGCUUCCUACGAAGAGAUUGAGCAGGGCAGUUGCGGAGACCCCGGCAUACCCGCCUACGGCCGGAGAGAAGGCUCUCGCUUUCGCCACGGUGACACACUCAAGUUUGAAUGUCAGCCUGCCUUUGAGCUGGUGGGGCAGAAAUCAAUCACGUGCCAAAAGAAUAACCAGUGGUCGGCUAAGAAGCCAGGCUGUGUGUUUUCCUGCUUCUUCAACUUCACCAGCCCCUCUGGGAUCGUCCUGUCUCCUAACUACCCUGAGGACUACGGCAACCAUCUUCACUGCGUCUGGCUCAUCCUGGCCCGGCCUGAGAGCCGCAUCCACCUGGCCUUCAAUGACAUUGACGUGGAGCCUCAGUUUGAUUUCCUAGUCAUUAAAGAUGGCGCCACGGCCGAGGCCCCGGUGCUAGGCACCUUCUCAGGAAAUCAGCUCCCCUCCUCCAUCACCAGCAGUGGCCACGUAGCCCGUCUAGAGUUCCAGACUGACCACUCCACAGGCAAGAGAGGCUUCAACAUCACCUUUACCACCUUCCGACACAACGAGUGCCCAGAUCCUGGCGUUCCAGUAAACGGCAAGAGGUUUGGUGACAGCCUGCAGCUGGGCAGCUCCAUCUCCUUCCUGUGUGAUGAAGGCUUUCUCGGGACGCAGGGCUCAGAGACCAUCACCUGUGUUCUGAAGGAGGGCAGCGUGGUGUGGAACAGUGCCGUGCUGCGCUGUGAAGCUCCCUGUGGUGGUCACCUGACUUCCCCCAGCGGGACCAUCCUCUCUCCAGGCUGGCCUGGCUUCUACAAGGAUGCCCUGAGCUGUGCCUGGGUGAUAGAAGCUCAACCCGGAUACCCCAUCAAAAUCACAUUUGACAGGUUUAAAACCGAGGUCAACUAUGACACCCUGGAAGUGCGAGAUGGGCGGACAUAUUCAGCACCUUUGAUUGGAGUUUACCACGGGACCCAGGUACCCCAGUUCCUCAUCAGCACCAGCAACUACCUCUAUCUCCUCUUCUCCACUGACAAGAGUCACUCAGACAUCGGCUUCCAGCUCCGCUAUGAGACCAUCACCCUGCAGUCGGACCACUGUCUGGACCCAGGGAUCCCCGUCAAUGGGCAGCGUCAUGGAAAUGACUUCUAUGUGGGUGCCCUGGUGACCUUCAGCUGCGACUCGGGCUACACAUUAAGCGAUGGGGAGCCCCUGGAGUGUGAGCCCAAUUUCCAAUGGAGUCGGGCCCUCCCCAGCUGCGAAGCUCUCUGCGGUGGCUUCAUUCAAGGCUCCAGUGGCACCAUCUUGUCACCAGGAUUCCCCGACUUCUACCCCAACAACUUGAACUGCACGUGGGUCAUCGAGACGUCACACGGCAAGGGCGUGUUCUUUACCUUCCACACCUUCCACCUGGAGAGCGGCCAUGAUUACCUCCUCAUCACUGAGAACGGCAGCUUCACACAGCCCCUGAGGCAGCUGACAGGUUCGAGGCUCCCGGCACCCAUCAGCGCUGGGCUCUAUGGCAACUUCACUGCCCAGGUCCGCUUCAUCUCUGAUUUCUCCAUGUCCUAUGAAGGAUUCAACAUCACCUUCUCAGAGUAUGACCUGGAACCCUGUGAGGAGCCGGAGGUCCCAGCCUACAGCAUCCGGAAGGGCUUACAGUUUGGUGUGGGUGACACCCUGACCUUCUCCUGCUUCCCCGGGUACCGUCUGGAGGGCACGGCCCGCAUCACGUGCCUGGGGGGCAGACGGCGCCUGUGGAGCUCGCCUCUGCCAAGGUGUGUUGCGGAGUGUGGGAAUUCGGUCACGGGCACUCAGGGCACUUUGCUGUCCCCCAACUUUCCUGUGAACUACAAUAACAAUCACGAAUGUAUCUACUCCAUCCAGACCCAGCCGGGGAAGGGGAUUCAGCUUAAAGCCAAGGCAUUUGAACUCGCUGAAGGAGACCUCCUCAAGGUCUAUGAUGGCACUAACAACUCCGCCCGUUUGCUGGGGGUCUUCAGCCGCUCUGAGAUGUUGGGGGUGACUUUGAACAGCACGUCCAGCAGCCUGUGGCUCGACUUCAUCACAGAUGCCGAAAACACCAGCAAAGGCUUUGAACUUCAGUUCUCUAGUUUUGAACUCAUCCGAUGCGAAGAUCCAGGGACCCCACAGUUUGGCUACAAGGUUCACGAUGGAGGUCAUUUUGCCGGGAGCUCCGUGACCUUCAACUGUGACCCUGGCUACACACUGCGGGGCAGUGAGGAGCUGAUGUGUCUAAGUGGGGAACGCAGGACCUGGGACCGACCACUGCCCACCUGUGUCGCUGAGUGUGGAGGGACAGUGAGAGGAGAGGUGUCAGGGCAGGUGCUGUCGCCUGGGUACCCAGCCCCCUAUGAACACAAUCUCAACUGCAUCUGGACCAUCGAGGCAGACGCCGGAUGCACCAUUGGGCUGCAUUUCCUUGUGUUUGACACAGAAGAGGUCCACGACGUGCUACGCAUCUGGGAUGGGCCCGUGGAGAGCGGGGUGCUCCUCAAGGAGCUGAGCGGCCCCAUGCUGCCCAAGGACCUGCACAGCACCUUCAACUCGGUCGUCCUGCAGUUCAGCACGGACUUCUUCACCAGCAAGCAGGGCUUUGCCAUCCAGUUCUCAGUGUCCACAGCGACAUCCUGCAACGACCCUGGAGUUCCACAGAACGGGAGUCGGAGCGGCGACAGCUGGGAAGCUGGUGAUUCCACGGUCUUCCAGUGUGACCCAGGCUACGCGCUGCAGGGGAGUGCGGAGAUCAACUGCGUUAGAAUCGAGAACAGAUUCUUCUGGCAGCCCAGCCCGCCCACGUGCAUCGCUCCUUGCGGGGGAGACCUAACUGGGCCAUCGGGAGUCAUCCUGUCACCAAACUACCCAGAACCCUACCCACCAGGCAAGGAGUGUGACUGGAAAGUGACCGUCUCUCCGGACUACGUCAUCGCCCUGGUAUUUAACAUAUUUAACUUGGAGCCUGGCUAUGAUUUUCUCCACAUCUACGAUGGACGGGACUCUCUCAGCCCUCUCAUAGGAAGCUUCUAUGGCUCCCAGCUCCCGGGCCGCAUCGAAAGCAGCAGCAACAGCCUCUUCCUCGCCUUCCGCAGUGAUGCCUCUGUGAGCAAUGCCGGCUUCGUCAUUGACUACACAGAAAACCCAAGGGAGUCAUGUUUUGACCCUGGUUCCAUCAAGAAUGGCACUCGAGUGGGCUCUGACCUGAAACUGGGCUCCUCCAUCACCUACUACUGCCACGGAGGCUACGAGGUUGAGGGUGCCUCCACCCUGAGCUGCAUCCUGGGGCCUGAUGGGAAGCCACUGUGGAACAACCCAAGGCCAGUCUGCACCGCUCCCUGUGGUGGACAGUAUGUGGGUUCAGAUGGAGUGGUCCUGUCCCCAAACUACCCCCAGAACUAUACCAGUGGACAGACCUGCUUGUACUUUGUCACCGUACCUAAGGACUAUGUGGUGUUUGGCCAGUUUGCCUUCUUCCACACGGCCCUCAACGACAUAGUGGAAGUUCACGAUGGCUACAGCCAGCACGCCAGGCUCCUCAGCUCACUCUCCGGCUCCCACACAGGAGAGUCGCUGCCCUUGGCCACCUCCAAUCAAAUUCUCAUUAAGUUCAGCGCCAAAGGCCAAGUACCAGCCAGGGGGUUCCAUUUUGUCUACCAAGCGGUGCCCCGAACCAGUGCCACACAGUGCAGCUCUGUGCCAGAACCCCGCUAUGGAAAAAGGCUGGGCAGUGACUUCUCCGUGGGGGCCAUCAUCCGCUUUGAAUGCAACUCGGGCUACGCCCUUCAGGGGUCCCCAGAAAUCGAGUGUCUCCCUGUCCCUGGGGCAUUGGCCCAGUGGAAUGUCUCUGCACCAACCUGUGUGGUACCCUGUGGUGGCAACCUCACUGAACGCAGGGGCACCAUCCUGUCGCCUGGCUUCCCGGAGCCCUACCUCAAUAGCCUCAACUGCGUGUGGAAGAUCAUGGUCCCAGAAGGAGCUGGCAUUCAGAUACAAGUCAUAAGCUUUGUUACGGAGCAGAACUGGGACUCUCUAGAAGUGUUUGACGGAGCAGACAACACCGUAACCAUGCUGGGGAGUUUCUCAGGGACAACAGUGCCCGCCCUGCUGAACAGCACCUCCAACCAGCUCUACCUCCACUUCUACUCCGACAUCAGCGUGUCUGCUGCCGGCUUCCACCUGGAAUACAAAACUGUGGGCCUGAGCAGUUGUCCCGAACCAGCUGUACCCAGUAACGGGGUGAAGACAGGCGAGCGCUACUUGGUGAAUGACGUGGUCUCUUUCCAGUGUGAGCCAGGAUACGCCCUCCAGGGCCAUGCCCACAUCUCCUGCAUGCCUGGAACUGUGCGCCGAUGGAACUACCCUCCUCCACUCUGCAUUGCUCAAUGUGGGGGAGAAGUGGAAGAGAUGGAGGGGGUGAUCCUGAGCCCCGGUUUCCCAGGCAACUACCCCAGUAACAUGGACUGUUCCUGGAAGAUCGUGCUGCCUGUGGGCUUUGGUGCUCACAUCCAGUUUUUGAACUUCUCUACGGAGCCUAACCACGACUUCUUAGAAAUCCGGAGUGGUCCCUCUGAGACCAGCCGCAUGAUGGGCAGGUUCAGCGGGAGCGAGCUGCCAGGCUCCCUGCUCUCCACGUCCCACGAUACCAUUGUGUAUUUCCACAGCGACCAUUCCCAGAACCGGCCAGGUUUCAAGCUGGAGUACCAGGCCUACGAACUUCAAGAGUGCCCAGACCCAGAGCCUUUUGCUAAUGGCAUCGUGAGAGGAGCUGGCUAUAAUGUCGGACAAUCGGUGACCUUUGAAUGCCUUCCGGGAUAUCAACUGACUGGCCAGCCCGUCCUCACAUGUCAACAUGGCACCAAUCGGAACUGGGACCACCCCCUACCCAGGUGUGAAGUCCCCUGUGGUGGGAACAUCACCUCUUUCAAUGGCACCGUGUACUCACCUGGAUACCCCAGCCCCUACUCCAGCUCCCAGGACUGUGUCUGGCUCAUCACUGUGCCCAUUGGCCAUGGUGUCCAUCUCAACCUCAGCCUGCUGCAGAUAGAACCCUUUGGAGACUACAUCACUGUCUGGGACGGGCCACAGCAGACAUCUCUACAGCUUGGCGUCUUCACCCGGAGUCUGUCCAAGAAAAUAGCACACAGCUCUUCUAACCAGGUCCUGCUCAAGUUCCACCGGGACACAGCCACGGGUGGGAUCUUCGCCAUCGCCUUCUCAGCUUAUCCACUCACCAAGUGUCCUCCCCCAACCAUCCUUCCCAAUGCUGAAGUGGUCACAGAGAAUGAAGAAUUCAACAUAGGUGACAUCGUCCGCUACAGGUGCCUUCCAGGCUUUACCUUAGUGGGAAGUGAAAUUCUGACCUGCAAGCUAGGAACCUACCUGCAGUUUGAAGGUCCACCCCCAAUAUGUGAAGUACACUGCCCAACCAAUGAGCUUCUAACAGACUCCACGGGCGUGAUCCUCAGCCAGAGCUACCCUGGAAGCUACCCACAGUUCCAGACCUGCUCCUGGCUGGUGAGGGUGGAGCCGGAGUACAACAUCUCUGUCACGGUGGAAUACUUCCUCAGCGAGAAGCAGUAUGAUGAGUUUGAGAUCUUUGACGGUCCCUCAGGACAAAGUCCUCUGCUGAAAGCUCUCAGCGGGAAUUACUCGGCUCCCCUGAUUGUCACCAGCUCAAGCAACUCUGUGUACCUGCGCUGGUCAUCUGACCACGCCUAUAAUCGGAAGGGUUUUAAGAUUCGGUAUUCAGCUCCCUACUGCAGCCUGCCUAAGGCUCCGCUCCACGGCUUCAUCCUGGGCCAGACUACGACCCAGCCAGGCGGCUCCAUCCAUUUUGGCUGCGACAGGGGCUACCGUUUGGUGGGACACAGCAUGGCCAUCUGCACCCGGCACCCGCAAGGCUACCACCUGUGGAGUGAGGCCAUUCCUCUCUGUCAAGCUCUUUCCUGUGGUCUCCCUGACGCGCCCAAAAACGGAAUUGUGUUUGGCAAGGAGUACACCGUGGGGACUAAGGCUGUGUACAGCUGCAAUGAAGGCUACCACCUCCAGACGGGUGCCGAGGCCACCGCAGAGUGUCUGGACACCGGCCUGUGGAGCAACAGCAAUGUCCCCCCACAGUGUGUCCCUGUGACCUGUCCCGAUAUCAGCAGCAUCAGUGUGGAACACGGCCGGUGGAGGCUCAUCUAUGAGACCCAGUACCAGUUCCAGGCCCAGCUGAUGCUCAUCUGUGACCCCGGCUACUACUACACUGGCCAGAGGGUCAUCCGCUGCCAGGCCAAUGGCCGUUGGAGCCUGGGAGAGUCUAUGCCUACCUGUCAAAUCAUCUCCUGUGGAGAGCUCCCCACACCUCCAAGUGGGCACCGCAUUGGAACAAUGUCUGUCUACGGGGCAACCGCCAUCUUCUCCUGCAAUUCUGGAUACACGCUGGUGGGCUCCAGGGUACGGGAGUGCCUGGCCAAUGGGCUCUGGAGUGGUUCUGAAGUCCGCUGCCUUGCUGGACACUGUGGGACCCCAGAGCCCAUUGUCAACGGGCACAUCAACGGGGAGAACUUCAACUACCGAGGCAGCGUGGUGUACCAGUGCAGCGCUGGCUUCCGCCUGAUUGGCAUGUCUGUGCGCAUCUGCCAGCAGGAUCAUCACUGGUCGGGCAAGACCCCUUUCUGUGUGCGUAAGUAUGGCAGCCCCUCUCCCUAG